ACAGACGGAGAAUGUCCGUCGUGCGGGACAUGAGUGCAGGAUCGUAGAAUCUAUAAUUCGCGACGUGACAAACGUUCGAUCGUAUCUUUUCGAUUGACAGGAUAAAGGCGCUCGCUUGAUCAUAUUGCGAGCCUUCUCGAUGAGCAGCACCGAUAUAAUUGAACUGUCAUGCAUUUCACGAUAAGUGAUUGAGAUAACAAAAAACAGAUAAUUCGUUGGAGCUCUUAAAUUGUGAAUUGUCAGAUGGUGGAUAGCACACAUCAUGCCAAUAUGAACGAUAUUUGAUUAAUAUGAAUCAUUUAUAUGAUAUAUUUGAUUUUGGACCUGCUUUUGGACCAGCUUUUGGACCAGCUCUUGAACCAGAUAAUAUUUUUCAAAAAAUGAGUCCAAUUCGAAUUACUACAGCAGACAGUCUUGAUUAUCGCUACAUACCUAUCACAAAAAACAGCGUUAGUUUAGGUAUCAAAGCCAGUCAUGAUGCAAGAAUUGCCUUACGAACACAUCUUGGUGGUGACUCCAAUGUGUAUGAGAUUAUUAUCGGAGGAUGGGGAAAUACUAUGUCAGCAAUAAAAAGAAAUAAUGUAGAACCAGAUGUAGCGGAAGCAGAUACUAGAGAUAUAUUGAAUCCUGAUGAAAUGUGUGAUAUUUUUAUACAAUGGUCUUGUGAUGGAUUAUUAAGUGUUAGCCGUGAGGAUGAUUUUGACAUGCCAUUUAUGUCUUAUAAAGACAGAAACCCAUUUGUUAUAAAUUAUAUAGGAGUUAGCACUGCUUGGGGUGCAACUGGACAGUGGAUAAUCGAAGAAUGCCAGUUCACGUCACCAGCCAUUAGACAGCAAUUGGUGGACACGUGCCAUUUCUGGGUGGAUUUUAACGAGGCUUCUGGAUUGCCACGAAACGCGGUGAUGGCUUCUGAAGAUGGUUUGUACGUCGGUCGAGCGCAUCAUCAAAGCACCGUUACACCAGGUGGCAUUCGCGAUAAUAUUUGUACACUCGCAUGGGGUGGCGAAGCUCACGAGAAACGCGAGUUCCAAGUAUUAUGCGGCAAGGACGUGAGUUGGGUAAAAUCUUGGGAAGGUAGUGUACCUUUGCACGCACUACCUGCUGGCGAAACCGAAGAUGGUUACGCUUUAUUCAUUGGUAGAGUACUGCACGAAGGCGUUUACCACAUUGGUAAGAUACAACCGAAUCAUCAGGUAUGCUACAUACCACUGAACGGCCAGGAAAUGCCCUAUUUGGAGUAUGAAACUUUAGUUAUACACGACAACUAUGGAGUCGAAUGUAUCGGGAGAUAAAGCGACUUAAAAACAAAGCGAUUUAUUUUUCCACGAGACAUCGACGAAAUAUUUUCCAUAAUUAAAUGAAUAUAAUAAGAUUAAAGCUAAAGUUAUAGGUUCUCUCUGUAGCUCAUUGCAGUUGCAUAUACAUUAAGAAUAGAAUAAUGUAACUAUUCUUCAAAUUUCUUCAAAUUGAAGCAAUAUAAAAGGAUCUAAAAAUACGUUUUUUUUUACUAUUU
Molecule: messenger RNA, 1513 nt
Organism: Camponotus floridanus (Florida carpenter ant)
Lineage: Eukaryota; Metazoa; Arthropoda; Insecta; Hymenoptera; Formicidae
Exons: 6
Coding region: 291-1292 (333 amino acids)
Source: RefSeq, a predicted model, not a curated record